AAAAACACGAUUCCGGAAACAACUUUUCGUUGCCUCCUGUCAUCUCUUUCGCCAACAACUGGUGGUCCCUUGAUAUCCUCAAGAACAACCUCCAACUUGACACUCUUGCUCCCCCCGAGGAACAAGCAACGGAUUCUUGUGCAUCGAGGCUCUGCUGCAUUUUGCGUUGUGUUGAAACAAAUAAAACCUACGAAAAAAAACCACCUAAGUACCUGCUUCGCGACUUCUAUCAGGCGAAAACAAGGAAAAUGUUGAAGUCCUUAUCAAAUGUAAAAGUGUCUGGGUCUGGAAGAAUGCAACUUGUGAUGCUGAAUUUGGAUUCCAGAAAAAUCUGUAUUGCAUGAGUACCAAAAGGAAUGUAAUUUUUGCUACGCGGAGAGGGCGUUUGUCAUGCGGAGUAGGCAUCAGGAAGCCAGCUCAAAAUCUGUGAUGCGCGGUCGUGCAUUACAGACAUCCUGGGCCAGGCAAAACGUGCAUGACAAAUCGGCCCGGUCCUGUUUAGUCGCAGGUCGGUGUCAGUGAGAUCAGAAUUCACAUGUUAAGUAACGCACGCCGGCUCCUAGCAAAAAAAAAAAAUGAUGAAUUUAUAUGCGAAUGGGGCCCAAUCAAAAAAAAAAAACGUGCAUGACAAAUCUCAGAAUCUUCCAGACCCAGACAUUUUUACAUUUGAUAGUCCUUCCGGUCGAACAACAAACACCUGAAGGCCGCUUCGGCGGCUCUUCUCUUCGCGGCGGACCACCAGCCUUAUCCUGCGCAAAAGUAUCGUACUCCUAGUUGAAAUUGCAGUCAUGCAUUACAAAUCUCCCUUCUUAGGUGAGUCAGCAUUACAAAUUUCAUUUUUCGUUUUGGAAAGUAAAUUUGUAUAUGCAUUUUUUUUUGCUAGUGCGAUACAAUAGAUACUUUUGCAAUGCAUAAGCCUCAGCUGUGGACCAGUGCCGUCACGGUCCAGCUCGCCGCCCAACACAAGCGCGUGAGCAAAGCCAAGGUGCAGCUCCGGGUGCAGGAGAAGAAACAAGGGUGUGCCGGGGACACGGAAAAAGACACCUCUAUCCCGAGGAAACACGUCGAAGCUCCCGCCGCAGAAUUGUCAUGCAUCGAUCUAGAAGUUUGCAUCCUUCCUUCCACAGGAACGGUUGCAAUGCACAUAAAGUAGAAUCAGAAUCUCCGUUAGAACUAGAAGCAUUUCUAGCCGUGUUGUCGUUCUUUUGGCACUCGUUCUAAAGAGCUCUGUAAACAGGGCAAGCAGGCGUCUUUUUGAUGUGGCUGUUCUUGCUAAACAGCACUUUUCAUGUGUGGCUUCCUGGAUGUGCGGAUUUUUCUCUCGCGCAGACCACCACAGUCUGGUUAUAAUCAUGUCAUGCGUGAGGUGACUCCCAAGAGUUGUUGUGUUGCAGAGUUCGUACUAUGCUUGACUAAGAUUGGCGGGUGGGGACGUUUUUACUCGGUACAACUUCUGACGCUGCGAGCAACGCCACGGCGACGGCCGCUCCUACGAACACCACUGACACGACCUAUGAGAGUGCACAACUCCCCCUCGGCCCCCUCAUUUGCCACGCAAGGACGGCGGAGCUCCACUACUAUCACUUGUUGAUGUUGCCUGUUGCUGGUGGCCAUGCUUGCAUGAUACAGAUUUCUGCCUGCAGGAGAAGCCCAAACAGUUUACAGUACUAAUCUCCUUCAUAAAUUUUUGAUGCAGAGGCUGCACCUUUGUCGAGGACCUCGACGCUUCUGGGGCUACUCAUGCCGUGCAAACAGAAAUGACGGUGAGGGAGAGUCGUGCACUCUCAUACGAGGACCCCCACGAUCACUACGACGGCUGACGGUCAAACCGAUCCGCCGGCUGAGACCCUACCAGCAUGAAAAACAACUCCCCCCCGCCAUACUGAAAUGAAAAUUGAAAUAAAGAUAAACUUAAAUUUCUUUGUAAUGCUGCUUUGUUUCCACGAGUUGAGCCUUCUACUUCUAGUUCUACUUCUUGCAUGAAGGAGGCGAGGGCCGUGCACAGCAAUCCGCGGGCAGCCUGCCACGCGUGUUCUGUGCCCACAUCAUAUCAUCACUGCCAUGCUCAGCAGCUACACAACUGUGGCACGCCGAAACUCAUUCAUAAUAACAAGCACACCCGGACCCGCAGCCGGUGGGUGCAACAUGAAGCCGGUGCGUGGCUGCGAGCAGUCAGCAGCGGCAGUUCUUUUUUGACUAUGGGGACGAGGGGGGAUCAUGUUUCCAAAGGAUUUCUGACGGCUGAUACGAUAGAGAAAAAUCCCGUGAGUGACUGUGAAUUUGGUGCGCCGCGGAGGAGUCUUGCAGAAUGAAAAGUCUGCUAAGUACGCUUUUUGCGGUUGAUGUCGUGUUUCAAAUGAAGGUGUUGUACAGCUACAGCAGUCAGGGGCUGGCGCUCUACUCCUAUUCAGGUCAUUCUCAUGCAGUCUCGUCAAAGUGGACGACCUGGACUGCAACAAGAGAAUAAAGAUUGUCCGAGCCUCGCGAUCAUGAAUAUUUCCUACAUGCUCAACCACAACCUCAAAGUCAGCAUAGUAUGUAAAGCAAUCUUUUCAUGGUAGCACGUAGCUGCCCCAACAUGUUUUGGUUUUCUUGGCGGGCGAGAGGAUGUCGCAGCUCGCACGAGUUCUGCCUGCUGCGCUCCUCUUGCAGCAAACGACGCCACCUUCUGCGGCCUGCGUGCUGGGUCAUGUUUACUUACAUGAUAGUUUUUAUUUGCAACUACAAAUACAAAUAAAAGUUGUAGAGAACUACAAGUCCGCAGCUCCUCCAGGCCCAUGACCUUGUCGUAUCAAAAUUAUUGUCACUCAAGCUUUUUUCCGUUGUACACGCACUCCGACGAUUCCGCAAAGCGUUGAGGUGACGCAACCGCAGCUGGACGCCGAGGCGUCGCUCAGCCCGAUUGCUGUGAAAUUGCAGCAGGGACUUCAAACGGUGAAAGACCUGCAGUCCGGCGGCUCUUUCCUGCAAACGCAAGAAAAUGAACAUGACGACGCGGAGGCCGCCAGGGCCGCGCUUCAAACGGCAUUGUACGCUGCGGCCAAUGACGCAAAAACGGAACUGGACAAAUUUCUUGCUGAGCAUGAUGAGGCUAACGUGCUGCCGGAAACCUGGGCCUACGCGCAAAAGAUGGUUGCAACGUUGGGACCGAUUGUCGAUGCCAUGAAAGAUGGCGAAAGUCCGACCAUGGAAGAUGCAAAAGCGGCAUACGUCGUGCUCAUGGCAGCCCAGGAUUUGCAGCUUGUGCAGGCGUUUAUGACCAAAGCGAAUGGUGUGCUUGCCGACGCGAUGCACGUCUUCGGGAACGACACCAUGGCGGAGUUGCAAGAGCUUGCUGGGCAAAUGUUUCUCGCGUACUGGACCAGCGGGUAUACCUACACGAACAGCGAUGGCCAGGAAGUCGUCCUGCCUGCGGGUGUAGAGGCAGUUGCCGCCCUCCUGAAGGUCGAAGUUGCCACGAAGAUCGUGGACGUUUUCGCGGAAAGAGCUUCGUUUUGGAUGGCGAUGCUUGACAUUGGAUGGUACGCGGAAAACUACCCACCAGUCAAAGCGUACCUGCAGGCCUGGAAUGCCGCCGUCUCGGCUUUGGAGGCGGAGGUCCAUGGCGAUGCCCCCUUGACGGCAAUGAAGAACUUCGCCACUACAAUUGCCGCUGCCACAUUUACUUUUGGAGACGACAUGUACAAGACUGUCGUCCUGUCGCGCAUGAAGGAAGUGUUCGAAACGUACGACGUGCAAGGUCUCAAGGAUGCAAGCUCCGGAGAUCUGAGCGCAAUCGCAAACAUUCUCAAAAAGCUCGCGGAAAACGAUGAUGACACUGGAAUUUCCACUCAUUUGGCGAGUAUGGGAUUGGCCGGCGCUGCAGUGUUCGCGGAUCUUGGCAGCUUGCGGACGGCCCUCGCGGAGGGUGGACUCGACUUCGAUGACUACUUCUCGACUAACUUCGCAUGGGCUGAGAAGCUGACGCUCGAAAAGAACGAAUUGAUCAGCGUGGGCACCUUAGUAAGCGACAUUAUGACGACUUUGCAGAACUCCGACAGCAACGGUCAAGAUGCUUUCUUGGGCGCGAUGAGUGUGGCUGCGACUGCUGUACACGAAGAGGCUUGCAAAGUCGUCCGUGCUCAGGGCAACAUGGCCAUCCAGAUCGAUUGUUUUAUCAUGAAACUGUGUGACUUUGAUGAGUGCAAGAGUUCCUCGUCCAGCUCCUUCACCGAACUUCAGCUGUCGGCGGAACUGGAUGCGGUGAUGGUGCGUACGAACCUGCACCAAAUGAACGUGCAGCAGCAGCUGCUCAGCGUGUAA
Molecule: messenger RNA, 4302 nt
Organism: Amoebophrya sp. A120
Lineage: Eukaryota; Dinophyceae; Syndiniales; Amoebophryaceae
Source: the annotation of a GenBank genome assembly